AUGGCAAUGCAAACUCAAACAAACCCGCUCACAGCCUUGCAUGCCCGAUCUGCAGACGUCUCCGAGUCGGACUUGACCGCGGCGCCGGCCUUACCACCAGUAUCACGCAAGAAGCAAGCUGCAGUGCUUUGCCCUGCCUUUGUGGCUAUAGCCCUUACAAUAGGCUACAACCAAUGCUGGGGUGUGUUUCAAGAGUAUUACCUUUCGUCUAGCCAAGAUAUUCUGGUGCCCUCUCCGGCCUCACGGGUCUCACCACCGACUGCGCUGCUCGCCUUCGUAGGCUCGCUGUGCUAUGGGCUUACGUGGGCAGGCGGCAACCUCGUGAAUCCUGUCAUUCCACGUAUUCAGCAUGGAGAUUGGCCCCAAACCACACCAUCGACUCGGCUAUGGCGCCGCAGGAUUCUGCGCUUAUUGGCACCACGGACAAUCACUAUUUCAGGCGUACUCAUAGUGUCCGCUGGGUUCGCGCUGGCCUCCGUCAGCAGUUCUGUAUGGCAGCUCCUGCUUGCACAGGGUUUUUUGGCUGGCUUUGAAAUGUCACUCCUGUACUUCCCGCUGCUAGCUCCUGCGCCUGAGUAUUUCACCAACCAUCGGGCCACGGCCAUGGGCUUCAUCCUAGCCGCCGGCGGCACCGGCGGUCUCAUACUCUCACCCAUGAUCCGGGCGCUGCUCAGCUCCGUCGGUGGUCGCUGGACCCUCAGGCUUUAUGCCGGCCUCAACCUGAUCGCCGGGUUACCAACCGCCUGGGCAGUGCCACGGAGUCAAUUUGCAGCAAGAUCGACAGCAGAAGACCCGGAGAGACGGAAUACCCACGUCUCACGCGCUUUGGCCUCGAGAACGACGUUUCUCUUCUCUGCUGUGGCCGCGUUCCUCCAGGCGGCCGGCGCCCAACUCCCCCUCUCCUUCAUUCCUUCCUACACCGUGAUCCUCGGCCUCUCCGCCUCCAAGCGUAGCAACUCUCUCGCCGCCAGCAACGCCAUCAACACCGUGUCGCGCGUCUUGACCGGCUACCCCGGCCCGCAUCUAGCGUCUUCGCCUUCUGGCUCUCUAGCAUCCUCACAACCACCUCGUCCACUCUUUCGCUCUGGCUGGCUUUCAUCGUGCUCUACAGUUUUUCUGCCGGCGGGUACUACGCGCUGUUUCCGGCCCUCAUCGCCGAGGUCUUCCGCAUCCGGCAGUAUGCUGCUGUGA
Endocarpon pusillum Z07020 is the source of this 1191-nucleotide messenger RNA. RefSeq lists its product as uncharacterized. Gene Ontology annotation, molecular function: transmembrane transporter activity. Gene Ontology annotation, biological process: transmembrane transport. Gene Ontology annotation, cellular component: fungal-type vacuole membrane. NCBI's taxonomy places the organism in Eukaryota, Fungi, Ascomycota, Eurotiomycetes, Verrucariales, Verrucariaceae. The record is from RefSeq and is a predicted model, not a curated record. The transcript has 3 exons. The coding region runs from base 1 to 1191 and encodes 396 amino acids.